Anguilla rostrata (American eel) is the source of this 2918-nucleotide messenger RNA. RefSeq names its product myc box-dependent-interacting protein 1-like. Lineage: Eukaryota; Metazoa; Chordata; Actinopteri; Anguilliformes; Anguillidae. Gene Ontology annotation, molecular function: tau protein binding; phospholipid binding. The coding region runs from base 213 to 2018 and encodes 601 amino acids. The record is from RefSeq and is a predicted model, not a curated record. The transcript is spliced from 20 exons. Gene Ontology annotation, cellular component: cytoplasm; plasma membrane; synaptic vesicle.
UCCAACAAGGCUUAAGAGUUACAAGCAGCUGGCUCCGCACUGGGCUGUGUCCCUUUAAGGUUACCCCCCACCCUCUGAUUGAAUUGAAUACACGGUGCUCUUCUCGUGCACGCUCUUUUUUAUUUCGGCAGUGUAGUGCCUCCUGACCCACAAACUUUCUAUAUCUAGCCGAUUGCUUGAUUGUUGAACACCAAAGUCCAAAAGAAGGCAAGAUGGCUGAGAUGGGGAAAGGGGUCACUGCUGGAAAACUGGCCAGCAGUAUGCAGAAAAAGUUAACGCGCGCUCAAGAAAAGGUUCUACAGAAGCUGGGUAAGGCAGAUGAAACUAAGGAUGCCGCAUUUGAGGAGAGCGUGGCAAACUUCAACAAGCAGAUGGCAGAGGGAACCAAACUACAGAAGGACCUGAGGGUUUACCUGACAGCUGUCAAAGCGAUGCACGACUCAUCCAGGCGUCUGCAGGAGUGUCUCGCGGACAUGUAUGAGCCAGAGUGGUACGGCAAGGAGGAAGUGGAUUCCAUUGCAGAGGAGAUGAUAGAGAAGGAGCUGGAUGUUAUCUUGGAGGACACUGACCUUCUGUGGAUAGACUUUCAUCAGAAACUGGUGGACCAAGCUUUGAUCUCAAUGGAUACGUACCUGGGCCAGUUCCCUGAUAUUAAGGCGCGCGUUGCAAAGCGCGACAGGAAGCUGGUGGACUUUGACAGCGCACGACACCACGUUGCCUCUAUACAAAAGAGCAAGAAAAAGGAUGAGGUCAAGCUGGCCAAGCAAGUUGCACUCCUGGAGAAAGCAGCCCCUGUGUGGGCUCAGGGAAUGAUCUCAGCGCAUCAUGUUGCUCAGACUAACCUGUCGAGAAACCAGGCAGAGGAUGAAUUGGGACGAGCCCAGAAGGUGUUUGAAGAGAUGAAUGUAGAUCUACAAGAGGAGCUUCCAGCACUGUGGAACAGUCGUGUUGGCUUUUAUGUUAACACAUUCCAGAGUGUGGCAUCACUGUCAGAGAAGUUUCAUAGAGAAAUGGGAAAGCUGAAUCACAGCCUGAACGAAGUGAUGACCAAAUUGGAAGAACAGAACAAAAAGGGCUUGAAGGCAGACGGAGGAGUAAAGAGGGAUCUGGCUGGCACCAACCACAGCCUCACUCCACAGGAAUCACCCAUUCCCAAGUCUCAGUCCAAGGUGAUCAGGCCUGGGCCACCAGUGCCCCACCCUCCUUUAACCACACCCGAUAAAAUGGUCACGUCACCCUCACAGGUGAUGUCAUGGGAUAUGUGGGAGCCUGAGCAGGCCCCCGCAGAGCCACAGCAGUGGGACGAGGAUGCGCAGGCUGAUGUGCAGGCGGGCUGGGAGGGUGACGGAGCACAGUCUGCGGCAUCGGGCUUGGGCUAUGAGGGGGCAGAGACUGCGCAGUCAUCCUGGGACGACGAUGGCGCGCAGACUGCGCAGGCAGGCUGGAACAAUGAGGACAAUGCGCAGACGCACUGGGGAGAUGAUGGGGCCCAGGUAGGGUUGGAAGAGGAGGCUGCUGCAGAUGUGCAGCCAGGCUGGGACCACAGUGGAAGCCAAGCUGGGAGGACAGAGGAGCAGACUGCCGCUGCGCAGACGGGCUGCGCAGACACUGAGCAGCUACAGGGGGAGGACAGCGCAGAUGGGGGCUAUACUGAAGGGGAUGGGGAGUGCCAGAAUGAGGAGUCGGCCGACGCUGCUGGGACUGCUGGAGCAGAAUCUAAUUCUCUGCCUGCUGCCCAGGAUGAAGCGUCGCCAGUGGCAACAAGCAACGGGUCCGUGGAGGAGGUGGAGAUGCCUCCAGGAUUUCUCUUUAAAGUCAAGGCGAUGCAUGACUACAUAGCCAAUGAUGCAGAUGAGCUUGAAAUGAAAUCUGGGGACAUUGUGCUGGUUGUAUCCUACGACAACCCUGAGGAGCAGGACGACGGGUGGCUGAUGGGAAUGCUGGAGGCCAACUGGAUUAAGGAGAAAGGCCUUGCUCACAAGGGAGUGUUCCCAGAAAACUUCACCCAGAAUUUGUGAGCAGGAUGUCCCAACUUUACCCCUCACCAUUACCAUUGCUCAGGAAAACUGGAAGAAAGCCAGGCUUGGGAAGAGGGAAAAACUGCAUCAUCAUCUUUAACCACAGCAAUCCCAUCAUACAUCAUGUGCACCUCUGAAGUGAUUUGAAUUGUGUGUUGAGGGGCGGCUGCAAGUUCAUUGUCACUUUACUGUCCGAGCUUGUUACAGUUUCUCAAAGAGAGUCAUGUGAGUGUUGGAGUACGAAAGUGCAUCGCUCUGCAUACUCUUCAGUAGAGAUUUGUUCUUGUUUUUACUGUAUUUCUUAAUACCAAGUAAAUGGAGGGGGUAUGUUGUGCAUUAAGCUUUGCGUUAGACUCCACCUGGGAUCAUGAAACAUUGAUCUCCAUGACCUCAGGACCAGGCAUGGUACAAUGACAAUGAACUCAACAGAUUGAUUUGAGAGCAACCACAUCUAUGCCUCUCUUGACAUCUAGCCUUUGACAUCUAUGGCCGAAAGCGCUCCAGGAAGACUUCUGUACUCUUUCUUCUUUGUUUGUUGCAUUUAUUUAUGAUUGUUUUAUUUUUUUCCUGUGGUCACCUGUACUGUCUAAAAACCAGAACUGUCAGCAAAGUCCUCCAAACAAAAACUAUGAAAAGUGAAAAGGAGACAGGAGGGGCUUGUGGCUGUUUAAUAAAAAGGCACUGAAUGACGAAUGCUUGAAAAUAACAUUUUAAGUUUAAGAAAAGUUGUUAAAAAGUUGCAUGUAAUUCUAUUGCGAUAUAGCUUGUAGCAGAACUGAGAACUGUAAUGUAACAGUUCCGUUGGGACUCGCCGGGUGUGAGUUCAUUUUAUCAGGGUGAGUUGUGCUUCACCUGAACACUGUUGGGGCUGUAACAUCAUUAAAGGAAAAGUGGAAAUGA